CCUGCUGCUCGCCAUUUGCGCAUCGCUUUGCAUUUUCUUGGAAUUAGAAAUAAGCAAAAAGCCAAUCUUGCUCCUCCUCUAAUAUCAUCUGCUUUUAUUCCGAUUGCAUCUCUUUCUUCUUCUCUUCUUCCUGCUCACCACUUCCAAUCCCGAGUCAAUCUUAUACUCUGCAUCCGCCACCUACUUUCUCCGCUUGUGCCUGGUCCAUCACCACUCAGCACGAAUCAUGGAUUUGGACAUCGACAUGGACGAUGGCGCCGGCGGCGAGGCUUUCCAGGAAAUCCAUGAAGAUCUCCCCCGAGGCGACGAUAUCUUGGUACCAGACGAGCCGGAAGAGCCAGGCGAAGUGGCUGAUGAUGGAGAAGUGAAUGAGGACGACGCGUCAAACGCCAUUGUUCCCACAAAGAUUCACAUAAAAGGCCUAGACAAUCUACACACCGACGACAUCAAAUCAUAUGUCAAGGCCCAUUACGGGAUUGUGGACCGGGUAGAGUGGAUCGACGAUACCUCUGCAAACCUCGUCUUCAGCUCCGAACCUUCUGCGCGCGAUGCAAUUGUCGCUCUUAGUGCUAUUGACAUUGCAGAUGCGACGGCGUUGGGCGUUGGCGAGUCUGUCCCGGCCAAGGCUCUCGAAGGGAAACCCGAAACUUCUCUACAGAUUCGCUUUGCGACGCAAGCCGACAGAAAGCAGGCUGGCGCGGCGCUUCGCAGCCGAUAUUACCUUUUGCACCCCGAGCACGAUCCUGAAGAAAGGCGACGGCGGUACCAAGAAAAUCGCUCUCGAUAUCGUGACCGUGAUAGCCGCGACAACCGGGGAUCAUCAGGGCGACGAAGACGCUAUUCAGACGAUGCGGUGGAGACUUUUGAGGCAAGCAUGUACGACGAUGCGCCGCAGGCUUCCAGGGAUGACAGACCAUCAGCUCAAGAAAGUAAUCGCGGUAAAGAGCUAUUCUCGGGCCGCAGUGUUGGACGAUCGACCUCCAGAAGGGACAGAUCAGCGUCCCCUCGCCGCGACGGUGAUGGAGAUGCAGCUAUGGAUAGCUUUGCCAGCUCGUCAGGUAAUAGAGAAAAGGCUCGGGCCAUUCGAGGCCGCCUCGCAAGCGAAUCUAGAUCGAAAGAGCUCUUCCCUACUAAGCCGUCUAGUAGAGGGGGAGGUGGAAUGCUAGACCAGCUCGAAAAGUCCAUUGGCUCGGCUCAUUUGAAAGAGGAGGACAUGCCCAAGAUCGUUGCCGAAUCAACAGGCGAUGGCUUAAACAUUCGAGGUGCUGCUUCUCAGCGAACCGGAGGCAGUGGGUUUUCGAUAAAGGGAGCAGCCAACGCGCAAGAGUUAUUCCCUGGUAAAUUUGGGUCAGGUAAUGCCGGCAAGGAAUUAUUCAAUGCGAAUCAGCCGAAAAGGAGACAAAAAGCUGAGGAUUUGUUUUCAUGAGUUGCUGAGGGAAGAGAUAAAUUAAAGAUUGGUAUUCGCUUUGGUUCGCUGGGUGGUAUGAGCUUUUUGCGCAAAUAGUAUUUAUAUGAUGGAAAGGGGGAGGACAAUUGCCAGCGAAAUUGGACUACUGGGACGGCCGUAUUGAUUGAUACCAUGGGCGUUGGGGUCGCGCGUGCGCAUACGGGCAUAUAUACAUACAUAUCGCUAUC
Trichoderma atroviride IMI 206040 is the source of this 1635-nucleotide messenger RNA. RefSeq lists its product as uncharacterized. NCBI's taxonomy places the organism in Eukaryota, Fungi, Ascomycota, Sordariomycetes, Hypocreales, Hypocreaceae. The record is from RefSeq and is a predicted model, not a curated record. Gene Ontology annotation, molecular function: mRNA binding; RNA 7-methylguanosine cap binding. Gene Ontology annotation, cellular component: nucleus.